CACCAAUCUGAUUUCCCCCCGCGCUGCUGUUAUUCAAUUGCAUGCCACUUCCGGCAUGCUCUGAUAUUCUCCUCUGAUACGAAACAGUAUGGGGGUUGAUCGCAGAAAAGCUGCCGUUUUCGGUGGUGCUUUUGCUCUGCGACUUCUGCUACUGGUGUUGUUCCCUUCGCUCCCCGACUUGUUGACUGGCCGAGUUGAGGUCUCGACCCCGGUCACCAGCUUCAAACGACUACAAGAAGGUCUUUUUCUCUAUACUCGCAAUGUUUCCCCCUAUGAUGGAGGCGUCUUCCAUCAGGCGCCACUUCUUCUUCCGAUUUUCUCGCUGCUGCCCAGCUCCCCAGGCUUCCCCUUUCCGACGGUCGUGCUAUACUCUCUGAUCGAUUUGAUAAACGCAAACGCCCUGAUCACAAUUGCGGAGUCGGGGUGGGCAGUCUCAGGGCGAUCGUACUCGGCGAUACGGAAGCAUAUCAGGUGGGACGGGGUGACAAUCGCAGCAUGGUUCUUGUUUAACCCCUUCACCAUCGCAACAUGUCUGGGCCGGUCCACCGCGGUCUUCACCUCGAUCGGAAUCCUGUACGCGCUUUCUAGUGCCGUGACCGGAAAGACCUUCAACUCGAUGCUCGCACUGGGCUUUGCCUCGUAUCUAUCGAUCUACCCGGCGUUACUCUACAUCCCACUCAUGCUUCUGUGCUAUGAUCAGCGUGCGCAGACAGCCAAGACCUACCCCAGCACUACCGUUUUCGCACUUCAGCACCUGGCAAUUUUCGUCCUCAGUAUUGCCGGCUUGCUUGGGAUAUCAGCUCUCCUUAUUGGGGACUUUAGAUCGUUUGUUUCUGCUACAUAUGGGUUCCAGUUGCUUGUCCCGGACCUAACGCCCAAUGUUGGUCUUUGGUGGUACUUCUUCAUCGAGAUCUUCGACUCCUUUCGCGAAUUCUUCCUCGGGGUCUUUUGGCUCCACUUGGCCUCUUACAUGGGCGGUCUUACGAUACGCUUAAGAAGACAGCCUCUGUUCGUGCUGAGCUCCCUGCUGGGAAUCUUUGCCGUCUUCAAGCCCUACCCCAGCAUAUCUGACGCCUCGCUGUACUUUGCACUCCUCCCGCUGUACCGACAUCUAUUCCCUCUAAUGCGCUAUACCUUCUUCGCCGUCUCGGCGUUGCUCUACGCCACGCUCCUGGGACCGGCAUUUUACCACCUAUGGAUCUACGCCGGCUCAGGCAACGCCAACUUCUUCUACGCCAUCACUCUCGUCUGGAGCUUAGGGCUUUCCAUCCUGCUGGCCGACACGAUCUUCGCCGCCCUCCGCGACGAAUGGGAGUACGACAACCCCGAAGUACGGGGCAAGGACGUGAAGCAAGUGUAAAUUAAUCUAUCUAUGUCUUAUACACAGUACAGUAG
Aspergillus aculeatinus CBS 121060 is the source of this 1395-nucleotide messenger RNA. RefSeq names its product GPI-anchor transamidase subunit GAB1. Gene Ontology annotation, biological process: attachment of GPI anchor to protein; protein localization to cell surface. The transcript is spliced from 5 exons. Lineage: Eukaryota; Fungi; Ascomycota; Eurotiomycetes; Eurotiales; Aspergillaceae. The record is from RefSeq and is a predicted model, not a curated record. The coding region runs from base 89 to 1360 and encodes 423 amino acids. Gene Ontology annotation, cellular component: GPI-anchor transamidase complex; membrane.